AACUAAACUGUUACUUUUCCUAGUUCAAACCCAACUCUUUGUUUUUCCUCUUUUCACUGUUUCUGAAGUAUUGCUUGAUUUCAACAUGAAGUUGUUGUUACCAUCUCCCUCCAUUUCUUCUUCUGCUUCUUUUGAUCCCACGUUGUGCACUUCAAAAAGUGCCACUGCUGGGUGCAUUGCUGGGAUAGUUCGUCGAAUUCUCUGUUCUCGUAGUCUUCCUACACAUCCCUCUGAUUACAUCACGGGAGGAAGCUCAAGCUCCAUCGAUAAGAAUCAACAAUUGGAGGUUGAGGAUAAUACUGAAAAUGCUAAAGCUGCUGCUCCAGGGAUUGUGGCUAGGCUAAUGGGUUUGGAUUCCAUGGCGGAAAUCAACCAAGUGAAACCAAAUUCAGUUUCAAGAAGCAGGUCAAUGAAUUCUGUGGAUUACAUGCAUAGUUCUGAUCAAGUCCAGGGCAAGCAAAAACGAGUAAACUCUACAUUGUCCUUCCGCGAGAUGCCAACGUACUUCCAGCUAGAAGAUGAAGAGUUCUUUGUACUCAGCUUUGAGAAAGAAGGAGAAGGAAGAGAGUUUAGGGCAAAACAGAGGAAGCAGAGAAAAGAGGAGAAAAACAGAACAGAUAAGGAGUCCGAAGGGAGGAGCAAGAAGCCUUUGUGUGUCUUGAUUAAAGAAGAGAUGAAUAGGAGAAUAACAGAAAAGCCUAAUCAGGAUUUUUCCAAAACCCAAAAAAUUGAAGAUUCAGUUUGCACAUAUGCUCCCUUCAAGGAAUCCAGCAUAAAAGCUCUGGAGAGAAAGAGGAAGAAGAAGAAGAAAGCAAAUUGCAGGGCAGCUGAAAACUUAGAACACGAAUGCAACUCAGAAGAUUCAAGUCCUGUUUCUGUUCUUGAUUUUGAUCAAGAAGUUCCCACUCCCACCUCAUCAUCUACAGAUGAAGAUUUCAAGUUAGAGGAGUCCAGAAGGAAACUAUUACCAGAGCUUGAAAACUGCGGAUCCCCAGGUCCACGAGAAGAUGGUAAUCUGAUGGAUAAUGAUGGGAAGAUGGAAACAAUGGAAAGGAAAAGUCAUGGAUUGAUGAGGAAGAAAGAUUCGCACAGCAACAAUUACUUGCACUGUUGGGAUGCAAUUUGCACUCUGACUGAAUCAGAGAUGGGUAACAGGUCAAGCUGGUUAGGUUCCAACACUUACAAGUGUGAAGAACUUGAGGAUAUUGCUGCAGAUUUGGGGUUGCAAAUUCUAGAUCAACUGUUAGAUGAAUUAUUAGUUCAACUUUCUUGACUUCCCAUGAAGAAUUUGAAAUUGUAAGGCUACAGAUCCCGUGUAAAAUUUUGAGCUCAUAUAAUAAUAAUAAACUAUAGUUAAACCC
Rubroshorea leprosula is the source of this 1361-nucleotide messenger RNA. NCBI's taxonomy places the organism in Eukaryota, Viridiplantae, Streptophyta, Magnoliopsida, Malvales, Dipterocarpaceae. The record is from the annotation of a GenBank genome assembly.